CGGCUGGUGGCGGCCCCGGCGGCGCAUGGCGGCGCGCGGUGGCCGGCGCGGGCCUGCGCCCAUCGCCUCCUUCGACCACGAUGUGUCCGAUGAGUCGAGUCCGGAGACGAAGCCGCCGGCGCAGCUGCCCGAGAUCCGAGAAGACCCCGCGGGCACUGCAACAGCUCUAGGCGUGCCCGAGAACCGAGCGCGCUCCGCGUCCACCCCGGGGCUAACAUUCGGCGCACCCCGCAUCGACAUCUCGCGGGCCUCCAGCUCUAGUCACCACGACUCUCGCGACAGCUCGCCGGAACUGGCACUAUUCGCGGGCGCACCCGCCGCCUCUGGUGAACUGGGCUUCCGUGAGGACGGCGCGUUGGACCUUCGCUCCUCCACCGAGGAGUUAGCAUUCCUGGAGGGUGCGCCUGGUGGGCCGGUUGCAGUUGCGCCGCCGAUACCGCCCGCCACCGACUCGCGUCGCCACUCGCGCAAAGACAGUCAAGGCAGUGAGGCGGCGCUGUUGGCUGUGUCGGGCCGCACCAGUCGCCUUUCGAGUGUAGGCUCGCAGUGUUCAGCGCACUCGGUGCUGUCGGGCUUCAGCCACGUGUCGCGCGUGUCGCGGCUGUCGGUCACGUCGGCCGCAUCACGCUCCCCGUCCCCGCACAAAAUGCUGCUCGAGACAUCGUUCUGUGGCCCACGCCCCAUCGAGACCGACCCUGAGAUAUGCGCUGCCGCUGUAGAGGAGUGUCUGCUGGAGAGAGUCAAAGCCGGCGCUACGGUGGCACCGAGGGUUGCGGAUCCACCGCCGCCUGCCGGAGACGCGCGCGACCGCCGCGAGGUCACGGCUGAAGUCACAGUGGAACGAGCCCCACGCCCCGCGCCCAUACCCGCGCUGACGGCGCCUGUCGCUGAUGACAAGCAGCGCAAAGAGAGUAGCAACCGUGCACGCGCCCGCUCGCGGCAGCGUCGCGACCACUCGCAGCCCGAGGUGUACAAGAGCCGGAACCGCUCCAAGGACAUUAUACGUAUUCGACUGAAGCCGGAGAACGAGUACGACGACGACGAUGACGAUGAGAGCGAGGGCGCAAUGGUGGACAACGAACAAGGUCGCGUUACUCGACCUACGGAUCUGGCGCCGCGCAGUCCAUCGCCGCAUCGGUCGCCCUCGCCGUUGCCGCCGCCUGGUGGCGUGUCACGGAAAUCCUCCUUCUGUUCGUUAUUCAAGUCACGUGAAACCAUUGCCUCACCUGAUUCACCAUCGGACGCACUACGGCGCAAGAAAAGCCUCAAUGAAGGUCGGUCCCGCAGCAAGAGCCGCGACCGUUCAGCGCCACCUUCGGCCGCCGGGCGCAUCCGCGGGUCUGUGCUGUCUCUAUUCCGCACGCCACGGCGCAGUGUUGCCGAAGUGGUGUCACCAAAUUCUCGCGCCGCGUCACCCGCGUCAUCAACGUCUGGCGCGCAGCACGACCGCUCACGUCGCUCCACGGCCGAGCGCCUCAAGUACUACGAGGACUCGCGCGACGGCAUCAUCCACAUACCAUUGCGCACACCACCCGACGAGCGACCCUGUUCUCCUCACGAAGCUCCUCGGCCCGCAUCCGCACCAUCGGCGCCGGCGUCGACGGUCUCCCACCCACCACAGAAUCCUACGCAACGCACGGUUCUGCCUGACGGAAGCAUCAUAAUCCCUCUGCACUCGCCCACUGAAAAGGUCGCCAACUGUGAUGUGAUCCUUCCUACGGUGAGUGGAAGAUCCUCCGUCCCUACUUGCGUCGAAAGAUCUAUCGAGCCCGAACGCCAACACGUUGAACGACCAGAAACGCCGACGAAUUUUACGCGGCCCGCGGCUGAGACGAGAAUCGAAUCGACAACAACGAAAACGGAUCUCGGUCACGCCGCGGGUCUCGAUAGUGCGACACUACCCGUUGAGUCGGUGUGUGCGGCGGCACCGACGGCGACAACGACCACCACUACGACGACGACAAAUGGCGACCGCUUACGGCGGCGGGAAAGGCUUGUGUUCACCACGCACGUGGGCAGCUCCGAACAGGUGUUCAGCACGCAGUUUAGCAUCACGAAAACACCAAGUGUCACAAGCGAGAUCUCCGAGUCCGUACCGAGCCUAGCGGAGGAGCCAAGGUUGUUGCGCGACACGCAUAUCGCGGGUGAUGAGCCACAAGCCGCCGGAUCCAGUCUAUCCGGUGGAUCAGUGGGUUCGACUGAGGCGCAUCGUUGGCCCCAGAGGGACUCCUCGGACGAAGACGGCAGUUCGGACACUGGCGCACGCGCUGCCGAUCCGCCAGCGCCAGACGCGAGUGUCGACGGCGGCGGGUCAGCAGCCGUCCUCGACGUGGAGGCUCGCGGCUUGGUGGUGCAGGAAUCCUUUGAGGAGGAGUUGCCCUAUGUGCCCACCACGCUCCCACUCGAGCGCCCGCUUGCCCUACCUAUGGUCCCCGUGCGCGAACGCACCUCUGUUCACCAUGCAACCGCAAUCGUGGAGCGACCGCGUGCGAGUUUGGCGCGGACGGUGGCGGCAGUGCCAGUUGCCGCCCAGGCGCCCGUGCAUCCAAGCGGCGACAAACUACGCAUCCGCCUGCCACGUCGGCCACGUGCCGUGUCCGCGCCCGCGCCGCCACACACCGCACGCCAGCGCACUGCUAGCACCAGCGACGGCGGCGCGGGCGCGGGUCGCGGAAAGGGCGAGUGGAUCGAUUUCUCGGAGGUGCCAGAGCGGCGUAAGCAGCCGAAGCGUAUCCAGACGCUACCCACAGGCUCGAGCAGCACGGAAGACACGGGCGGCGUCGUAUUUAGUUACGUGGAGCCCGAAGAAUGCCGUUGCGAGUGCCAUCACGCCGCGUCACCCACUGCCGCCUGCGAGCAACCGCCGCAGUGGGUGGAGGCCGUCGAGCUUAACGUGGUGGUGUCGCGCCCCUUUACCGCCGACCUGGAUCUUCAUUCGCGUCUGUGCGGCCGCGCCCCUCCCUCUUCGAGUUUAACUUUUAUAAAUACUCUCUAUCGACUCGGCUACGAGAUGUUAUCAUUUUUGAGAUGUAAAUUUACCCGGUUCAUUAGGUGUAUUAUAUUUAUAGAGUCGUUUAUAUCUCUCCUAUUAGCCACCGUUGACCUUUGCAUUUUUCGAUGUUUAUUGAAUUGUUCGAAGUGUAUAUUGGGGUUUUACGCGAUAGUCAUGUAUGUUCUGUAUAGUGAGUGUAGUCGCCUCCCGGGGAGAUGUAGAUUCCUGUGGAGUGCCGCCUUCCACGCCGCGCCUUAUGCGAGUCGCCGGCACGUGCUCACGUGACUCGUCUCUCAAGGGACACCCUCACUCGACCACGAUCAGUGCUACUUUGUAUUGCCUACAGUAUAGUUAAGGGGCCAUCCAAAAAUUAGUCACAUAAAGAGAAGAUCCCCAAAACAGUAAAAAUUAGGGCCACGCACAUUUGUGACGUCACUUUAGGAAUAUGGAACAAUGACACACAAAAUUAUCGAUAAGCUGCACUCGCAUUCGACCCAACCAUAUGGCUCAAUUUACAUUGCUGCGGGACGGAUUGGAGGCGAAUUUUUGUAAUUGUGAACUUUAUGUAGUUUACUACUAUCUAGUUUGUACGUUACACAACUUUACUUACAUUUCAUAAUGUACAAUUUAGUGACGAAAAUUCGCUUUCAUUUCGUUCCGCAGCCAAUGUAAAUAGAGCUUAAGUGAUGUUCAUUCCGUUCCAUAAACACUCUGUGUGAAAAGUUGAAAAGAUGUGUCAUCACAUUUUCACAGCACACGGCUCUUCUCAUUACAUAAAUUUUAUAUGAGAGACGGGGUUAUAAAAAACUGUGUAAUUUAUGGAUGGCCGAUUUAUAAAGUCGGAUUGUUAAUAAUGUAACUUUUAAAAAUAACGUUGCCAUUUUUAUUAUUACAUAAGAUGACAUGUUUGGUUGUCUUCAAUCAACUCAUUGAAGAGAAUAAGUUUUUGAGUUACUUAUGUAAGCCAAACUUAUGGAUAUCGUAUACCAGCUUUAACUUGAAUAUUACUACAGGUAUAAUUUGGAUGAGGUGGCAGUUGAAUAUGGAGUCCACAGUUCUGUGCUUGAUGAUUUAUUUCCGAAAAUUGAGAGACCUACAAAUUAUAAAAAGAUAUAAUUCACCUUUAUGACCUAUUAAGUGAGUCAAUGAAGUCAACCCUAUUAGGGCGCCUUCCAAUUAGACGCUUAUAGAAGCGCUGCAGUAACACUACUGAUUUUCAUACAUCUGGAAGCGCAGUCGCAGCGACACUGUCGUGACACGCGCGCGCUAGUCAGUGAAGUAAGAUAUAACGCGCGGCUACCGGUGCUUAUACAAGCGUCUAAUUUCAAGGCCAUUAUUUUUAUUUUAUCGAUACAGAAUACUAAAAAAACCGACCUCAAAGUUCGUGGAAUUACAUCUAUUUGCCAAGUUUUAUUGAAAUCGGUUA
Hyposmocoma kahamanoa is the source of this 4418-nucleotide messenger RNA. RefSeq names its product serine/arginine repetitive matrix protein 1. NCBI's taxonomy places the organism in Eukaryota, Metazoa, Arthropoda, Insecta, Lepidoptera, Cosmopterigidae. The transcript has 5 exons. The record is from RefSeq and is a predicted model, not a curated record. The coding region runs from base 26 to 3277 and encodes 1083 amino acids.